This is a messenger RNA of Diplodia corticola, 2832 nucleotides long. RefSeq names its product dna repair protein rad7. The coding region runs from base 1 to 2832 and encodes 943 amino acids. The transcript has 8 exons. Gene Ontology annotation, biological process: SCF-dependent proteasomal ubiquitin-dependent protein catabolic process. Gene Ontology annotation, cellular component: SCF ubiquitin ligase complex. The record is from RefSeq and is a predicted model, not a curated record. NCBI's taxonomy places the organism in Eukaryota, Fungi, Ascomycota, Dothideomycetes, Botryosphaeriales, Botryosphaeriaceae.
AUGGGCGGCUACUACAGGAACUCCGACGUCACAGAUCCAAGCCUCAGGAACACUCCACUUCCAGAGAAGAUUAGGUGUUCGACAUGCAACAAAUGGAAGGGUCAGACAAACUUCGCCCGGAAGCGCCUCAACGAGCUCCGCGAAAGAAUCCGCGACGACAGGCACCCAUUCACCACCCAAUGCACCUUGUGCACUCCUCAGCAGGUGAUGGAGCUGAAAUGUAAAAUGUGCGCCAAGGUGAAGGGUCUGGAUGAGUUUUCAAAGGCCCAGAGGAAGAACCCAGACCACGCGAAGUGUAAUCCCUGCAUGAAAGAGCAGCUGGAGCUUGAAGCGAUCGAGGAUAAGCUCACCUACCAUGGCGAAGUCAUCACGAACUCGGAUUCAGACGAUGACGAUGAUGAUGACUCCGAUCCGGAGCACUACUUCGAUGAUGCCGACUCGAAUUACGCACAGUCCGGCACGGGAACAGCCACUGGCAAUCUCAUUGGCGACUUUGAUGACCUUUCCCUCAGCGACUCUCGCUCCACAACCACUGGCGGCUUCUGGACCCCUCCCCAUGACCGCCCUGCAGCUGGUGGAAGUAAGGCUAGUGGUUCGGGUAGUGGUACUGGAGCCCGCGCCAUGAGUUAUGCGGCUUCAGUCUCGUCGACUUCGACCGUCAAAAAAGACGGCAGCUCCACUUGGGGUAGUAGCUUCAACCCAAUGGGCUACGGCCAUCCUCGCUCGUCUUCAGUUGCAGACUCGAUGGAGACGAACCGUCCCGGGAGCAGCAAGAAUUCAGGCUGGGCUAAGAUCAAGGCAUUCAAAGCAGAGCAGGAACCAGAGCCAAAGGACAAGGACGAGGACGAGGACGAGUGCCCUUGGGGGGAGGCGGAAGAAGAAGAUUCAUCAAGUGACGAAGAUGACUCAGACGAUGAGUACAAGUCAAACAGACGCGCGAAUGGAAAUCGCAUCCGCGGCCCGAACUCGGCUUUGACCGAUUUCUUGGCUGCAAACAACAUUUCCGCUGCUGAGAUUCGCGACAACUAUGAACGCCGCCGCCAACAAGCCACGGUACAUGCCGAGAACUCCGCCUCGCAGACACCCGACGCCACUUCCAGCUCCAACAACGAUGCACAGCCUGAGGAAGCCGAGGCAGGCCCAGCUGCCCCUGCCACCAGGAAGCGCAAGGCGGGCGAGAUUACUGCCGAGGCAAAGAACUUGGCCAAGAUCAAGAAGAGCAAGGCUUUCCAAAAGAAAAAAGCCCAACGCAAGGCCGAGGCUGGAGAUAGCGACUCGGACUACGACGAUGCCCUUGCACGGGAUAUGUACAAGAAAGUACAGCCUCCCCCUGGUCAGUUGGAGAACUGCGAGAUCUGCAACAAGAGGUUUACCGUAACGUCAUACAGCAAGACCGGUCCCGACGGAGGCCUGGUGUGCACACCCUGUGGUAAAGAGCUUGCUGCUGAGGCUGGUCCUUCAAAGAAGCAAAAGAAACCUGUUGGCCAGACCCGUCGACGCAAGCUCGAGAGUGAUCGCAUGGACGCCACAUACAAGCCUCAGGGAGCCAAGACUCUUGAACAACUCUGCAUCGAAAAGGUUGCGAAGCACCACAGCGAUAUCGACGAGUUCGGCGACCUUCCCGAGAAUGUGCUGGACAGGAUCGCUGAGAUCUUCUCCAAGAAGCGUGUUCUUAACCCGCGCACUCUGAAGCUCUUUCUUCGCUCCGACCUCGACAGCGUUGCUGUCCAUGACGCGGCCUACCUCGAGACAGAAGACUACACUGAGCUCUUCGCCAAUGCUCCGCACCUGAAGAAGGUCGUCCUGCGGAAUGCGACCCAGUUCAAGGACGAAAACGUUGAGUACAUGCUUGACAAGUGCAAGGACGUACAGUAUCUGCAACUGUACGCCGCGAACUUGGUCACGGACGAGAUGUGGCACCAACUGUUCAUGCGUCAUGGAAGCAAGCUGCAGGAUCUCAAGCUCCAAUGGCUCGAUGCGGCAUUCGAUGACGACGUUGUCGAUACCUUGGUCGCUAACGCCCCCAACCUUGUCCGCCUCAAACUCAAGCUUUGCCGACGAAUCACCUCGCGGUCCAUCGAUUUGAUUGCCGAGCUCAAGCAUCUCCGUCACCUCUCACUCCAGACGUCUGCAGAGGUCCCGAGUGAACGUGUUGUGGACCUAGUUGGCUGCGUUGGUGCCGAGCUGGAAACGCUAUCACUUGAGCACUUCCUGGAUGCGAACGACGACGUUCUCGACGCCAUCCAUUCGCAGUGCAGAAAUCUGCGCAAGUUUCGCUUUUCUGAGAACGACUACUGCUCCGAUGCAGCUUUCGCUGAUCUAUUCACGGACUGGGCUAAUCCGCCGCUCCACAUUGCCCACUUGAACAGCACCCGGGACGUCGACAAUCAGAACCCCAAGGGGCCUGAGCAGGCCAUCGGUCUUGCGUCAGAUGGCAUUCAAGCGCUCAUGAAGCACUCUGGCCAAAAGCUCAGGUCUUUGAACAUUGCAUCCUGCCGUCAUAUCUCGCAUGAGGCCUUCAUGAACGUGUUUGAUGGCCAGAAGAUUUAUCCGGAACUGAAGACCAUCGACAUCUCCUUCUGUAACCAUGUCGAUACCGUCGUCGUUGCCGGCAUCUUCAAGUCAUGCCCCAAGCUUGAGCGUCUAGUCAGCUUCGGCAAUUUCAACGUCGAAGGCGUGGUGGUACCCAAGGGAGUCGUACUCAUCGGGGUUCCGAAAGCUCUGGACUCGAUUGAACAAGCCGGCAUUGCCGAAUUCGACAUGGCACUGGCAGCGUCGUUGAUGGAGCCUCUCGAACAGGCUUCCAACAUGAUGGUUGGUGUUGGUGCCUGA